Messenger RNA from Trichomonas vaginalis G3, 789 nucleotides. RefSeq lists its product as uncharacterized. NCBI's taxonomy places the organism in Eukaryota, Parabasalia, Trichomonadida, Trichomonadidae. The transcript has a single exon. The record is from RefSeq and is a predicted model, not a curated record. The coding region runs from base 1 to 789 and encodes 262 amino acids.
AUGGAAGCAAAAUUGGCUGAAUUCGAAGGAUGUUUUGAUUCAGAAGAAAUCAAAGAUGCGGAUAAAUUUGAAGAUAAAGCCGUAGAUUUUCGAAAUUGGUUUGUUGAAUGCAAGUAUAAUGAAAUCCAAAAGAACUUUGACAAAUUAUACACAACAAUUAUGAAAAUUGCAAUGCAUUAUAGACCAAAGAUCCAAAUGUGUGGAUGCGACUGCAUAUAUGUUCUUGAAAAGGAAGCAGCGCCAGCACAAAUCGCAUAUAAAAGUAAAGAAUUACAAAAAAGCUUCGACAAGUUAGUACAGAUAGGACAUGGUGAAGUUAUGCCAGCACUUUUACCAGCUGUAACAGAAAAAAUAGACAUUGUAUAUAAAAAUACUGACGAACCAGCAUUUCAUGAUUUUAUGAUGCACUUCUUAGAAACAUGGACAAGAGAGGAUACAGCACCUUAUCAUUUUACAAUCGAAUUUCCUAAAAUUAUUAAGCACGCUGGAAUGGCCAUGUCUAGAUACAUAAUUACCGCAUUAGAAAUACUUACGAAGAGAGCCAAAAACGCUAAAACAGCAGCACAAUUUGAGCAAUACACUGCCUGCGUUGUAGCGCUUUGCGAAGAGUGCUCUCCAAUUAUUAUUACCGUAAAAGAAAUGAUUGAACAAUUUAUUGAAGUAUCAAAGGAACUUGGCAGCAAAAGUGAAAAAUUCCCCAAACAAUGCGAGGAAAUUCAAAAAAUUUUAUCUCAAGCUCCUUCAUUACCAACCAAUUGGACAAUGCCUGUUCCUGACAUAAAGGUAUAG